Molecule: messenger RNA, 423 nt
Organism: Penicilliopsis zonata CBS 506.65
Lineage: Eukaryota; Fungi; Ascomycota; Eurotiomycetes; Eurotiales; Aspergillaceae
Exons: 2
Source: RefSeq, a predicted model, not a curated record
GAGCUGCCGCCGAUCUCUCCCGCCGAGCCCGAGAUCCUAGUCAUGAGGGGAUGUCAGUAUGGCAAAUUCAUCGCUGAUUGUGACAAGGACAACGAGUUUGCGGUACUGGUAGUGGCAUUUCAGAAACUAGUUUUCUGCUCUUACUGCGUGGUCAUGCUGCGAGCAGGCGUAUCGAAGAAAGCAACCAACGAUAUGAUGAGACGGUACACCGGCGAGAAAAAAGACGAUCUGACCUUGGAAAAGGAUCGGAAUGUGAGCCGAACUCCGGCACAAUUUGGCCGGUUUGCCGCCCACGACGCAGACGGUUACUUCACUGUGGCCGACCGGUUGGGGAGGGCAGAGAUCCCUCCCUGGGAACCCGGGUGGAUGCCGUAUUGCCUUCCCUGUAUCGUGCACCACCUCACAGGGUAUACCGUCCAGUAA